GCAAUUAUUAUCUUGAGAGAAAAUAUAUUGAAUAUGUGCACAAGAAACUUAGAAUAUAUUCUCAAAAUAAUGUCAAAACGUGCCAAAGUGGAUUGCACGUCAAGAGUAGUGCCCUCCCUCUCCUAGUCAAAGCUCUCCUACUACUUAUGUAUAGCUUCUUUGGAAGUGGUUCUCAUCUUUAACUUAUUUUGGUGUGUCUGAGAGAGAGAGAGAGAGAGAUGGGAGCUUUGGUUUUGGCAAUAUUUACAGCAUCACUUCUAGUGAGUUGUACCAAUUUAGCUUUGGCAGUGAAUGAACCCAAAGUCAUACAUGUAGGUGGAAAAGUACUGUGCCAGGAUUGCACCCAAGAAUGGAACGAAUGGGUUCAUGGUUGCAAACCAAUCAAAGGUGGUAAGGUAUCAAUAACAUGCAUGGAUGAUAGGAGUAGAGUUGUGUAUUAUGGAAGUGAUGCGACCGACGAGUUAGGCCAAUUCGACAUCAUUGUGAACAAGUACAUAAACGGGAAGGAACUCAAAGCUAAGCUAUGCUCAGUGAGACUUGUUUCCUCCCCAGACUCGACUUGCAACAUUCUCACGGACUUUGCUGGUGGAAAGAGAGGAGUGAAACUCAACCUACCAAGUUUGGUGUACCGUGAUCAGAUUAAAUAUACUCUAGGCCCAUUCUACUUCACAAAACCCUUGUGUGAUGAACCCAAUACCACUGAUUCUGAUGACACCCAUGGAGGCCACUAUUGAUGUUUCUGAACUGAAACAUAUUGUUCUUUCUCUUCUAUUUUGUUGUGUUUUUCUUUCUUUCUCAAAGUCUUGUACAUCUUCUACUCCCUUGUGAGUUGAGAGGACUUUUGUUUUGAAGUGAUGUAAUAGUUACCACAAAAUUGACUAUAAAUUAAUUUAAUAGUUUUUUUUUUCUUAAAAAUAUAAAA
Messenger RNA from Quercus robur (English oak), 922 nucleotides. Its product is annotated as pistil-specific extensin-like protein. Bases 219 to 734 code for a protein of 171 amino acids. The transcript is spliced from 2 exons. Lineage: Eukaryota; Viridiplantae; Streptophyta; Magnoliopsida; Fagales; Fagaceae. The record is from RefSeq and is a predicted model, not a curated record.